This is a messenger RNA of Yarrowia lipolytica CLIB122, 411 nucleotides long. RefSeq lists its product as uncharacterized. NCBI's taxonomy places the organism in Eukaryota, Fungi, Ascomycota, Dipodascomycetes, Dipodascales. The record is from RefSeq and is a predicted model, not a curated record.
AUGUCAUACCUGUCGCCCUCUUCUUUCUACUCCUGGCUUUCGGGAUCCAAGAACAGCCAGCGUGACACGGCAGAGCAGCUCUCGACAGUCAACGGCGGCCUGGUCCCCCUGGACCCCAACCAGCGGGUCGUCACAACCCUGGAGGACGACGACGAGUACGCAGUCGUGGGGCUGCGCAAGCUCAGUUACGCCGAGGUCGUCCGUCUCGAGGGAGGCAAGGCCACGCCCGUGCCUCGGAUCCCCAACCCCAAGGGUGCCACCGCCCAAGCGCCCGCUCCUCUGGUGACAGAGGCCUCCGUGAACCGACGGGCGUACGAGGCGCUGGCGGACUUUUCCGACGAGGCUCUCGGGGAUGCCAAGUACGACCCCAUUCGCAAGUCCAACCGACGAAAGUCGUUUGCUGGCAAGUAA